Molecule: messenger RNA, 1857 nt
Organism: Actinia tenebrosa (Australian red waratah sea anemone)
Lineage: Eukaryota; Metazoa; Cnidaria; Anthozoa; Actiniaria; Actiniidae
Product: serpin B6
Molecular function (GO): serine-type endopeptidase inhibitor activity
Source: RefSeq, a predicted model, not a curated record
UAGAGGGGACUUACAAUGACGGAACUACACGUAUUCAAAAAGAUAUGUGAAUCAAUAUUUGGAAUAGAUAAAAUGACCGAGUUCUUGAAUGGUGGAUGUCCUGUGGUAUGUAUCCUGAUUGGUCAGUUUAAUGUUGCUAAUAAUAGACAUCGAAAGAGCAUUGUAUUUAUUUCACAAUCAAACAAACAGCAAAAGAACCAGUUGAAAAACCUCGAUUUUUUUAUUGUUCUUGCGACUAACAUGAGUGCAGUAGCUACAGCGGUGAAUCAAUUCGCUGCGGACCUUUACGCAGUAUUAAAAAGCCAGGAAAAGUUCCUUGGAGAUAACUUAUUCUACUCCCCGACCAGCCUGAGUAUUGCUUUGGGGAUGGUGUACAAUGGUGCCCGAGAAAUUACUGCAGAACAAAUAGCCCAGGGUUUUCACUGGAAAAACAUGAAAGUUGAAAAACUAAACGAGUCAAUGAAGUCGUUCAGCGAAGCCCUAACAUCUGCAAACACCGCCAGCAAUGAGCUAAACACAGCCAAUCGACUCUUCUUGCAGCAAGACUUUCAAGUGAUUCAAGAGUUCACAGAUUGUUGCAAGAAUUUUUACGACGCCGAGACUGCGUUGGUCGACUACAAAAAGGAUUUCGAAGGCGCCCGGAAGAUGAUUAACACUUGGGUUGAAGAGAAAACGAAGGAAAAGAUAAAGGAUUUGCUUCCGUCGGGCAGCUUAAACACACUCACCAGAGCCGCUUUAGUCAAUGCCAUCUAUUUCAAGGGGAUUUGGGAGAAGCAAUUCGACAAGGCACACACUUUUGACUCUACUUUCUUCACCAGCCAGAAUAAAGAAGUGAAAACCAAAAUGAUGUUUCAGAAGUCAAAGUUUAAAUUUGGUCAAGAUAAAAACCUUGAUUGUCAGCUGUUAGAAAUGCCGUAUACUGGGGGAGAUUUGUCCAUGGUUAUUCUAUUACCCAAUGAAAUUGAAGGUCUCUCCAAGCUAGAAGAGAAGCUGACAUACGAAGCCCUUCAAGGUGCCCUCACGUCAGUCACCAAGGCACGCCCCUUUGAAGUUGAGGUCUCCAUCCCGAAGUUCUCAAUGACGAGGCAGUUUGAGUUGAAGAACAUUCUUCAGCUGAUGGGUAUGGGUGAUAUGUUUGACGAAGUGAAAUCCAACUUCACAGGAAUAACCAAAAGUCCUGAGAAACUUUAUGUCUCUCAGGUAUUCCAUAAGGCAUUUGUUGAUGUAARUGAAGAAGGAACAGAAGCUGCAGCUGCGACGGCUGCUGUCAUGAUGACGAGGAUGAUGGUGCAACCUCCACCAUCAUUUACUGCUGACCACCCAUUCUUGUUUUUGAUUCGACACUGCAAAUCUGAUGCUAUCCUCUUCCUGGGCAGAGUUGUAAAACCAGAAUCCACAAAAUAGAUGUUGAGAGUAUUAGAAAUUAAUAUAAACAUGUGUUUGAUCUUUCAAAUGGAAUAGAACAGCAUUGUAAAACAAGUGUUUUGUUUUUGUUUUGGCUACUGUCCUGUUGACAUAAAUGGACAAAGAAUAGACCCACUUAGCUUGACCAUAGUGUUUUACCCAUUUUAGACCAUGUGUCAUUCCCUAGAGUAUCAUUUCUUUGUUUAAUGGUUGCACAUGAGAAGACUGUCACAUGAAUAUGGAUACAACUCAAACAAAUAAUUGUAUUCUUUAGGGAAUGACAUGUGGCCUGAAAUGGAAAAACAUCAUAACUGAGGUCAAAAUUAUAGUUACUAUACUAAUGAGAGAUGUAGAAAUGCAAUAUAAAGACUUUAUUCAUUGAAAUGAUACUCAUUGAUUUCUUAGAAAUUAGUGUAUACUUUACCAAGGAUCAAUAAAUCAGGUAAAAAUGUA